Molecule: messenger RNA, 2137 nt
Organism: Syngnathoides biaculeatus (alligator pipefish)
Lineage: Eukaryota; Metazoa; Chordata; Actinopteri; Syngnathiformes; Syngnathidae
Gene: piwil1
Product: piwi-like RNA-mediated gene silencing 1
Exons: 13
Coding region: 16-1971 (651 amino acids)
Biological process (GO): regulatory ncRNA-mediated gene silencing
Cellular component (GO): P granule
Molecular function (GO): protein binding; piRNA binding
Source: RefSeq, a predicted model, not a curated record
GGAUGAUGGCGAGUGAUGGUGACUGGUGUGUCCGAGGAUGAGCAACCAAUGUCGGACACGGGGAGGGGGCGCGAGACGCGAGAAGCUUCUGACGUGGCUGUCCUCCUCCUCCUCCUCCUCCGGCCGGAACUAGGCACGACCGUGCCGGCCGGACCCCGCACCCACAACGCACCACAGCACAUUCUCACUGACCGAUUGGCACUCGUGACCCGCCUUUGGGGGGCCCCUGCCGGCCUCACAGUUCUGAGGUCCUGGGUUCAAUCCUGGACCCACCUGUGUGGAGUUUGCAUGUUCACAGUUUUUUGUGUGUUUGUCAAUGUUAGGUACAACAACAAAACCUACAGGAUAGAUGACAUUGCUUGGGAUCAAACACCCUGCAACACGUUUACAAGGAAGGACACAGACAUCUCCUUCAAGAACUACUACAAAACUAGAUACGGUGUGGAAAUCAAAGACAGCAAUCAAGUUCUCCUGGUCAGCCACGUGAAGUGGCUUGCUCGAGGUCAAACACCUCCUGGACCAGCUUUGCUCAUCCCAGAGCUUUGCUACCUCACAGCCCUGACUGACAAGAUGCGAGCAGACUACACCAUCAUGAAGGACCUGAGUGCGCACACCAAACUGGUCCCAGAACAGAGGGCAGGACGCCUUCUCAGAUUUUCGGAAAACAUAAACAAGGACGCUGAAGUCCAGAGAGAGUUGGCGAAGUGGGGACUCAACUUUGACAAGCGGCUCCUCAGUCUGACUGGCAGAAUCCUCCCACCAGAGAGGAUUAUCCAGGAAUCAAGAUCGUAUGGUUGCAACCCUCGGACAGCUGAGUGGGCGAGAGAGAUGCGUGGGUUGCCUUUAAUUUCCUCUCCUCCUUUGCAAAACUGGGUGCUGCUCUACACUCGCCGGAACACCAGGGAAGCGCAAAGCCUCCUGGAGACUCUCUAUAAAGUGGCAGGCCCACUUAGGAUCUCCUUCCAAAAAGCGGUCAUAAUUGAGUAUGAAGAUCAUCAAGAGUCUCUGCUGAGAACACUGCAGCACAAUGUUCAAGCUGAAACACAGAUGGUGGUAGUGGUUCUUUCCAGCAACAGGAAGGACAAGUAUGAUUGUGUGAAGAAAUACUUGUGCGUGGAUUGUCCCACUCCCAGCCAGUGCGUUUUGGCUCGUACCCUCAGUCGACCUCAAGCCCUCAUGACGAUUGCCACCAAGAUUGUGCUGCAGAUGUCCUGCAAAAUGGGAGGAGAGCUUUGGAGUGUGGAAAUACCUCUGAAGCAGCUGAUGGUCGUGGGCAUCGACUGCUACCACGAUACUGCUGCCGGGAAAAGGUCCGUCGGUGUUCUGGUGGCCAGCCUCAAUCAGAAUAUGAGCAGGUGGUACUCAAAGGUCAAACUGCAAAACAGAGGUCAGGAAAUUAUGGAUGGACUGAAGAUGGCCUUUGCUGGUGCGCUCAAGGAGUUUUACAAAUUCAACCAAUGCUUACCAUCACGUGUCAUUGUGUACCGCGACGGAGUGGGUGACGGCCAGCUGCACAAUGUAGUCAACUAUGAGGUGGCCCAGAUCAUCGGCUCCAUAAAGUCGAUGGGCCUAGACUACAUGCCCAAGCUGAGUGUGGUAGUGGUGAAGAAGAAAAUCAAUUGCAGGCUCUUUGAGCACACCAAUGGAAAGAUGCUCAACCCCCCCCCAGGGACUGUCGUCGACACUGAGGUCACUCGUCCAGAAUGGUAUGACUUCUACCUUGUGAGCACGGCAGUCAACUAUGGAAGUAUCUCGCCGACCCACUACAAUGUCGUGUACGACACCAGUGGACUGAAGCCUGACCAUAUGCAACGGCUCACAUUUAAACUCUGCCACAUGUACUACAACUGGCAGGGGAUCAUCGCAGUCCCUGCUCCAUGCCAGUAUGCUCACAAGUUGGCCUUUCUUGUGGGUCAAAGCCUCCACAGGGAGCCCAGCAUGGAGCUGGAUGACCUCUUGUUUUAUUUGUGAAGGAAGAAAUCUUUUUCUUUUCUGCUUGCUGUUGCUUGCUUAUUGUGAAAACGAGUUAACUGUGGAGAGUCACAAGUUUUUCUCGUUUUUAACCUUCAAAAUUUUAUGUUAAUAAUGCUGUUGUCGUAUUUGCAUUUGUUCCAAAAUAAAUUUAUUUUAAAAAGAU